AUGUCUCAUCUAACUCGUCAAGAUGUUGAAUCAUGGCUGCCGGAUCCAUCUUCGACGAAAAGCGUUGGGCUUGUCGGCCAACUAUUCACAACGAUAAGCGCCAUCCUCUCAGAUCUGCCAGAACAGCUUUAUGCAAAGGAAAGUGGUUCAGCGAGCCAAAGCUAUCAAAACGAAAGAGAGCGGCUCUUCCUCUGGGGUCAAGGUCUCUCCGCGGAGAGCGGGUCCCUGGAUGAGCGGCUUGACACAUCGACUGAACUUCGGUCGCGCGUCCUCUCUCUUCUUUUUAGCCUCGGACAUGCAGUUUACCAAGCCAGCUUGCGGGGAAAUAGUCCCCUGCCUGAGAGACUUGUCGAAAAAUGCAGUAACCUGCGAAGGCAGCUGGACGCCACACAGACGCUUCUCCAAGACUUCUCUCAAAUAACUACAGAUUUAGAUGCUCUGUCGGACUCAGACAUGUCUGAAUAUGACCACGAAGACUUUCUAGAUGACCUCAUGACAUACAUAGAUUGUCUCCUAGACCUGGCGCCCGCUCUAGAACGACCUGCCCUUGACUUCAAUCGAGAGGAUCCGCCGCCGAUAAAUGUGGAAUUCUUCUCAACCAGCGAUCCGCAAGCCUUGGUUUUUUGUCGGAAGAUUCGAGAUAGAUUCCCACACCUACCCCAGUUUCUUGUCGAACGACUCGCAGACGCGAAUGCUGUCAGGGCGAACGAGAUUCUUCGUGCACAUGCUGCCCAUGCGGACUCUACCGCGAUCGAUGAUCACGAGGCUGUAACUUCUGGAAGUCGACUGCAAGUUUCCGACACGACGUACUCACAUUUUCAGGAACAUGUUUUCAACGAUCUCAAGCCCUAUGUUUGCACCGUUGAAGGCUGCACUCAGCCAGCUACUCGCUAUGCACGUAGCCAAGCAUGGGCGCAGCAUGAAACUAUCCAUAAAAUCCAGGGAGCGACAACAGGAACAUGUCACUUCUGCACAAAAGUGUGUUCGUGGGCGUCUCCUGACUACUUCAAUCAUGUUUCUGCUCAUCUCCGAGAGAUUUCUCUUUCCGUUCUGCCCCCGCGGGGAGAUGACGAAGAGGACAAAUCUGACUCGUCUAACGGAUCUGAAAUUAGUGAUGAUAGCCUUUCAAAUCUCGCAGCAGCAUGUAAACUGCUCGCCGCGGAAGUGGGAUUUGCUGAGGUCAAUGAUGGUUCCCAAAUCCCGGAUUUCGUCUGGAAUUCCUACAAACCUCUGAUUAACAGGUUGGGGAAGACACACAAACUGGAAGGUAUCAUGGACUAUAUGAAAAGGGAGUGCGGGUUUACCGCUAGGUAUGUCAAGAUAUUUCCAACUCAUUUGUCUCAUUUAUUUAUCUAA
Ilyonectria robusta is the source of this 1356-nucleotide messenger RNA. RefSeq lists its product as uncharacterized. The transcript is spliced from 2 exons. The coding region runs from base 1 to 1356 and encodes 451 amino acids. The record is from RefSeq and is a predicted model, not a curated record. NCBI's taxonomy places the organism in Eukaryota, Fungi, Ascomycota, Sordariomycetes, Hypocreales, Nectriaceae.